Molecule: messenger RNA, 2403 nt
Organism: Trichomycterus rosablanca
Lineage: Eukaryota; Metazoa; Chordata; Actinopteri; Siluriformes; Trichomycteridae
Gene: kcnb2a
Product: potassium voltage-gated channel subfamily B member 2a
Exons: 2
Coding region: 1-2403 (800 amino acids)
Biological process (GO): protein homooligomerization; potassium ion transmembrane transport
Cellular component (GO): dendrite; membrane; voltage-gated potassium channel complex
Molecular function (GO): delayed rectifier potassium channel activity; protein binding
Source: RefSeq, a predicted model, not a curated record
AUGGCCGAGAGAUCAAACUUCGGGACCCAGAAGGUCUCGAGACCGCAGGGCGCGCUGCCGCCCGAGCCCAUCGACAUCAUCCGGAUCAAGGCGCGGUCCAGAAGGGUCCGGAUCAACGUGGGCGGGCUGGUGCACGAGGUCCUCUGGCGGACGCUGGACCGUCUGCCUCGGACCCGGCUGGGGAAGCUGAGAGACUGCAACACCCACGACACCCUGAUGGAGAUCUGCGACGACUACAGCCUGAACGAGAACGAGUACUUCUUCGACCGGCACCCGGGCGCCUUCUCGUCCAUCCUCAACUUCUACCGGACCGGGAAGCUGCACAUGAUGGAGGAGAUGUGCGCGCUGUCCUUCGGUCAGGAGCUGGACUACUGGGGCAUCGACGAGAUCUACCUGGAGUCCUGCUGCCAGGCGCGGUACCACCAGAAGAAGGAGCAGAUGAACGAGGAGCUGAGGCGCGAGGCCGAGACGCUCAGGGAGAAGGAGGGCGACGAGGCCGACACCGGGUGCUGCCCCGAAAAGAAGAAGAAGCUCUGGGACCUGCUGGAGAAGCCCAGCUCUUCUGUAGCGGCAAAGAUCCUGGCCAUAAUCUCCAUCCUGUUCAUCAUCCUGUCCACCAUCGCGCUGUCCCUCAACACCCUACCAGACUUCCAAGUCAUCGACGAGUUCGGGGUGUCCAACGACAACCCCAACCUCGCCCACGUGGAAGCUGUGUGCAUAGCCUGGUUCACCAUGGAGUACCUUCUGCGCUUCCUGUCCUCGCCCAACAAGUGGAAGUUCUUCAAAGGUCCCCUGAACGUCAUCGACCUGCUGGCGAUCCUCCCCUACUACAUCACCAUCUUCCUCACCGAGUCCAACAAAAGCGUCCUGCAGUUCCAGAACGUGCGCCGGGUGGUGCAGAUCUUCCGCAUCAUGAGGAUCCUCAGGAUCCUGAAGCUGGCCAGACACUCGACCGGCCUCCAGUCCCUGGGCUUCACCCUCAGGAGGAGCUACAACGAGCUGGGCUUGCUGAUCUUGUUCCUGGCCAUGGGGAUCAUGAUCUUCUCCAGUCUGGUGUUCUUUGCUGAGAAGGAUGAAGAUGCGACAAAAUUCACCAGCAUCCCAGCGUCGUUCUGGUGGGCCACCAUCACGAUGACCACCGUGGGUUACGGAGACAUCUAUCCGCAGACGCUUCUGGGUAAAAUAGUCGGUGGGCUCUGCUGUAUUGCCGGCGUCUUGGUGAUCGCUUUGCCCAUCCCGAUCAUCGUGAACAACUUCUCCGAGUUCUACAAGGAGCAGAAGAGGCAGGAGAAGGCCAUUAAGCGGAGGGAGGCUUUGGAAAGGGCUAAGAGGAACGGCAGCAUCAUCUCCAUGAACAUGAAGGACAGCUUUGUGCGCAACAUGGAGCUGAUGGACGUGGUGAUAGAGAAGGGUGAAGAGAAGACCUCAGACAACCACCUUUCCCCAAAUCGAUGUGGUCUUCAUAAAAGCCCGCUCUCCGUCACCAAAUGCUGCGAUGCCAAAUAUCAGGACUUGGCUCAGUUAAGGUCUCCCGAGAGAACGAUCAAGCCGGACCUGAGUCCUCAAGGACUGAAUGCAAAGUCUCUGGAGCAAAUGUACAAUCAGAUGGCGAUGUUCCCUGCUCCCAAGGAAGACGCCAAGAUAGGCAGGGAGGAGAGUCUGGAGAUGAAGGUGGUUCAGCCCGACUCCGCCAAGGAUCGUCCAGUCACAGAGAUCAGGAGCAUAUCGAGCAUCGACAGCUUCGCAAGUUGCUCCACGGACAUCAGCGAAGUGGAGAGGACGGCGCUGCUCCCGAACAUCCCUCAGUCGAGACAUCCUCGUGCUCCUCCUCCUCUAGAUCUGAGCCAGAUCACCUCCCUGAACACCAAGGCAAACGAAACGUCCAAGCAGCCCUUGAUCAUUAAGGAGGGUCUGUACGAAUUCGUCCAGUCCAAGCCCGAGGGCAGCGCCCGCUCUCAAGGCGAGGAGAACCGAAGCUUUGACAUGAGCACAGAGAACGUGACGUCUCCCAGAGGCAACACCAAGGGACUCCAGGUCAAUUUCAACGAGUCUGGAGGGGACGGAUCGUCCAGCUUGCAUCUGGUCGUGACCGAUAACACGACGACUCUGUCACCGUGUUCCCGACAGAGUCCCAGAACCCCAGGGAGAGGAUCUGAAGGAGCAGGAGCGAUGAGUUCCCCCGGCUUCAUGUCAUCCUUCGGUGGGAGCCAAAGAGGGAAGAAUCACAUCGACAAGUCAAGAGUUUCUCCGGCUUCUCCUCAAUCUCUUCUGAAUUGUUCCCCCGGAACGCAGGGCGCGGCGGACAGCGGCGGACAGAAAGCCGCCAACCACCUCCUGUCGCCGGAUAUUCUCAAGUCGACAGGGGACGGGAAUAUUUCACCCCCGUGCGAGACCAGCAUGUGA